AUGACAGAUAAUUUUAUAAAUGAAGAUUUUCUAUGUUCAUAUGUGAGUAGCAAACCAACAGUUGAAUCACUUUCAGUGAUAACAGAUAACGAACCAGACCAGUUUUAUGAUAUGUUAACAGAAUAUAAUGGUACAUCCUAUCUAAUGGAUUCAUUUACAUUUGAUGUGGAUAGUAUAAUCGAAGAUAAUUUAUCUCAUCUAAGUUUUAAUGGACCAUCCAAUCAAACAGAAGUUCAAGUACCAAUGUCACCACAUUCAUAUAGUUUUAGAGAUCUUUUACCAAAGACUUGUAAGAAUUGCCCCUUUUAUAUUCCCAAUAAUGUCCCUUUCCCUUAUUGUAGUGUUUCAUGUCUAAGGACAGAUAUGUCUAAAAAUAAUAAUAAAUAA
Cavenderia fasciculata is the source of this 387-nucleotide messenger RNA. RefSeq lists its product as uncharacterized. The transcript is spliced from 2 exons. The record is from RefSeq and is a predicted model, not a curated record. NCBI's taxonomy places the organism in Eukaryota, Evosea, Eumycetozoa, Acytosteliales, Cavenderiaceae. The coding region runs from base 1 to 387 and encodes 128 amino acids.